This is a messenger RNA of Triticum dicoccoides, 1988 nucleotides long. Its product is annotated as probable ethylene response sensor 1. The transcript is spliced from 2 exons. Gene Ontology annotation, molecular function: protein binding; ethylene binding; ethylene receptor activity. Bases 487 to 1410 code for a protein of 307 amino acids. The record is from RefSeq and is a predicted model, not a curated record. Gene Ontology annotation, cellular component: endoplasmic reticulum. Lineage: Eukaryota; Viridiplantae; Streptophyta; Magnoliopsida; Poales; Poaceae.
CUCUCUCAUGGGUUACCCAGAUCUGAAAACCAGGCUGCAGCUGGGAUCCCGGAAAUAUUUGACAUGCUAAGCUUACUCGCGACUUUACUUGAUAUGGAUAUGUUAAGCAGGACCCCUACUCUUUUGUGGAAAUUGAAAUGCCGCAUCUAGUUUGAGAAUAGCUAUUUAGGCUGCUUCAUUCCACAUCUAGUUUGCUUCACCCUAGGACACUUGGCUACUUAGAUUUUUACAAAUCUCUGCUCAACGUGCAUCAGUUCAUACACCUACCACAUACUACCAUGGAAGUACCUGAAUUUAUGUUCUUUAUACUUGUUUUUCUUCAAUUAAUGAAUCUGACUUGCUUGAUUACUCAAAAAUUCUAGUAUCUUAUUCUCACACUCGGACUGAUUUUCGAUUAAUCUUCUUCAGGGAACAAGUGCAGGCCAGGAAGACAAGUAGACAACAACGACACUCUAUAGUUAGGCAUCCAGGCUCCAGAUUAACUAAAUGGAGGGCUGUGCCUGCAUCGAGCAGUUCCGGCGAACUGACGAGCUCCUCAUCAAGUACCAGUACAUCUCGGACUUCUUCAUAGCCCUCGCCUACUUCUCCAUCCCACUCGAGCUGAUCUACUUCGCCAAGAAGUCGGCAUCCUUCCCCUACAGAUGGGUGCUCCUCCAGUUCAGCGCCUUCAUAGUCCUCUGUGGGGCCACCCACCUCAUAAACCUCUGGACCUUCACCAAGCACACCAGGACCGUCGACAUCGUCAUGACGGUAACCAAGGUCACCACGGCCGUCGUGUCCUGCGCGACGGCCCUCACGCUCAUCCAUAUCAUACCUGAUUUGUUGGGUGUCAAGACGAGGGAGUUGUUCCUCAAGAAGGCCGACAAGCUCGACAGGGAGUUGAGCCUCAUGCGAUCGCAGGAGGAGACCGGGAGGCAUGUCAGGAUGCUCAUCCAUGAGAUCAGGAGCACGCUUGACAGGCACACCAUCCUCAAGACUACUCUGGUUGAGCUCGGGAGGACGCUGGGUCUGCAGGAAUGUGCUUUCUGGAUGCCGUCGAGGAGCGGUUCGAGCCUUGAGCUAACUCAUACCAUGCGCCACCACAUCCCCACGGGCUCUUCUGUGGAGAUUAAUCUCCCUGUUGUCAACCAAGUCUUCAGUACCAACCGGGCUAUUAUAGUGCCACAUACAUCUCCUUUUGCGAGGAUCCACCCUGUUCAAGGGCGGCAUGUCCCACCCGAGGUGGCUGCUGUGAGAGUCCCGGUGCUGCAUCUUCCAAACUUUCAUCCUGAGCUUUUGGCAAAAAGCUACGCAAUUAUGGUUUUGAUGCUCCCAUCUGAUAGUGCAAGGAAGUGGCUUGCUCAUGAACUCGAGCUCAUCGAGGUUGUCGCCGAUCAGGUAGCUGUUGCCCUCUCAUGCGGCAAUUCUUGAAGAAUCAAUGUGAGCACGUGAUCUACUGACGGAGCAAAAUGUCGCCCUGGAUUUAGCUCUGCGAGAGGCUGAAAUGGCAAUACAUGCUCGCGAUGUCAACAGGGUGGGGGUUGAACUUGUGGGGCCUGAGGACGCAGACAACCUCGCUACCAUCGACUCAUCUGCUUCUGCAGCCAAGGUGCACAACGCCAAGCCAUGAUCGACGAGUCUGCCCCAACUUCGCCCGACACCGAUGCGUCACUUCUACCCACCAAGAAGUACUCCUUGAUCCAAAUCCUACUCUCUAUUUGCCUUUGCUUGCACCCUAUAGGUGCCCCAAAGGCCCAAACUGUUUCCUUUGCUGCUGCUGCGACAGCACUAUCUAUCUGAACCUAUGUAGUUUAAAUUUGGCCCUGCUCUGUGCAAUCUAUCUGGAUUUGUGCUAAGUUAUGCUAUUUAUCUAGAAACGUGUGCUUACCUUGUGGUGCAUCUCGGUGCCGAUAGCGAACACAAUGCUAUCCUUGAUCUCUUGGUAUGUUCGUGAAAACUGCAAACAGAAAGAAAUAGCUAGCUACACACUCCCGUACUGCAUGAAACCA